AACCCAGAGAAUAUAAAAUUAGUGGUUGUUGGCUCAGCACAACUUAUUAAGAGGCUACCUCAUAUCUCCUUAUCCCUGUUGGGCAAAACUAUUUUACCAGUGUCAGUUGCUAUACAUUGAUCAAUAUCUACCUACCUAACCAGUUGGUACAGAUGGGUAGAAUUAAACAUCUUUUGGAUAGGAAAACCCUUUUAUUACUUAUAAAUAGCUUUGUUUUCAGUAAACGUUUUUACUGUUCCUCCUUAUGGGGGAACACAUCUAAACGUAACCUACACAAACUGCAGUUGGUACAAAAUUUUGCUGCCAGAGUUGUAUUAGGUUUAAGGAAGUUUGACCAUAUCUCCCAGGGACGGAGAUGUCUUAGAUGGUUAGAUGUUACGGAGAAAGUUCUAUUUAAUGACUUAGUUUUAGUAUUCAAAUGUGUAAAUGGCUUAGCUCCAGAUUAUUUCACUUAUGUCCAGAAAUGCAUGCAUUGGCGAAACUGGCGAAAAAUCACCAGCCUCUGGCGAUUUGAAUUGGAUGCCAAAAGUGGCCCCUUGGAGGCUGGCGAUUUUGGCGAAAUUGGCGAUUUUGGCAAAAAUCGCCAGAGGGCUGGCGAUAUGUGGCAAAAUAUUCAAAUUGGAUGCCAAAAGUGGCCCCUUCAAAGUAGAUAACUAAAGAGGUCCUUAUAACUGUGAGGCAACAGUACUAAAAAGAAGUUCAAAUUACUUGCCUAAUAAGAGGCCCCAAUAACUGUGAGGCAACAUUUAUCAAAUACUACUGAAUCAAAUAUAUGACAAAACAGCUUUAACUGUCAAACAACAUUAUUUUAUCAAAUACAACUGAAUCAAAUAUAUCUGAAAACAAAAAGUGGAAGUCGUUUCAGUUAAGCUAAUAUGUAUUUGUGCCAUGUACUUCACAGGUUAAGUAAACAUUUCCUUACUUUCGAUGUCGCUUGACUUACCAAAAGUGAUGUGAUGCGCUAAAAUAUCACACUAGCAUCAUUUGCUUUUGUAUGGUUCAUUCCUUUCAAAGACUUACAAGUCCACUAAUUACUCGAGGAGAGAACUACCAAGUCCUUGAAAUCAUAAUUCCUUGCCAUGGACACUCUAACUUUUGAGGUUCGAUGUAGACCUUAACAAUCCUCGCUGGUUACAAUUCUCUUCACAUUGGUUCCAUUAAAUUGUGAGGCAGCCUUAAAUCAAAAGCGAUUGCGAAACGCAUGGUUCCUGGCUAAAAGAUGCUUUCACGAUAACCAGUGUGUGCCCUUCAUUCUUUUUUGGUUCUCCACUAUACACAUUAUCUUCUUCCGUCGUUUUAAACUCUUCACUUUCUUCUUGCACUUACUUGUUUUGCUCUUUAGAGAAACAGUCCCCUAAAAGUAACGAAAGCCGAAAUGUCCAGCAGCUUGCAUGCGCCAUUUUGAAAUGUGUGAAUUCGCUUAUUUCUAGUUUAUGUAAACUUGCAUGAAAUGUCACUUGUGCCCAAUACUUCACCGCAUUUAUUGAACAUAAACAUUGGAUCAAAGUAAUAACAAAUUGUCUCUUUCAUAAAACAUAUCCCAUUCAAACUAAUUCUGUAUCCUUUCAUCAACUAGAUAUAUAAAAAGAGAGUAUACAUGUUUGUCUCGUUCUUAAAAAAUGUGUCCCAUUAUUGCUUUAUGAGGUGGGCCAGAAAUUUAGAAAAUGUAUUGUUUUUUUGCGCUGAGACCACCAAACCAAUUCUCAGUACAAUAUGUGUUCCAUUAAAUUGCUAAUGCUAAUGCUCGUCGAAACACGUCACCCGGCCUUUUUACCUUCCAUUUUAACAAUUGCCUGAGAGUCCCUGUGAACAACAUUAAUCGUUUCACUUACAUAGAGUGACCACCAAAGUCGGCUGGGAAUGACACUAAUCGUUUCUACUUACAUAGAGUAGUUAUCCAAAAUCAACUAUUUCAACAUGGCCGCCGCGUCUAUAUAACAACUACUAAACCUUACACGUUCACGUUCUGUGAAACUGCAAUGAACCAGCUCGUUUAUACAUACUUGUACCAUUGAACGCCAUUAUAACAAACAGGAUGGAUAUACAAGGCAAUACGGACCAUCUAAUUAUCUGAAUGCGUAGCCAAGAACCAACCUGGAUUCCUCAUAACAUGUAAUGUUGAACUGUCGCUAUUCAAACAAUGCCUACAAGCCUGGAAAAUUAAGGAUACCUAUCUUGGAUUUUUUGGUAAGAAAGUUGCCAUGAACAUUACGAAGAUUACCAUUUACUGAUAAUUGAAUACAACUCGUUGGCCAUUCGAUUUGAAUUGAGCAAGAAAUUAGUUACAAGUGGUAAUUCCCGACCAAACACUCUUGUCUGGGACGAAUUUCAAAUCACAAGAGGUUAUCAAUUAAAGGUAAAAGCAUUAAAAACAGAUUAAUGACACUUAAGUUACAGUAGCGUUGUCAUUAUUAGUAUACAAUUAUACUAUUGGAAACAUAUUUAUAUUAAUAUGUGGUUAACUAUUUGGCAAUUAAUAGCCAUUUCAAAAGGGACCCUUUGCUAUGUCAUUUCAGUUUGUCUUGACAAAUUAGGUAUUUCAUCGAGUAAUUGCCAUUUCUGCCAAAACACGUUUUAAGAACGAGGCCAACAUGUAGAAAGAAUUAGUGCACGCCAUUUUCGCCAAAAUCGUCACUUUCCAAAGGGCCCCUUUGCCAUCUCAUGUGCAUUUUUGUUGAUAAUUUAGUGAUUUCGGCGAUUAAUUGCCAUUUCUGCCAUUUUCGCCAGAUACACCAUUUUCACCAAAAUCGUCACUUUCCAAAGGGCCCCUUUGCCAUCUCAUUUGAAUUUUUGUUUAUAGUUUGGCGAUUUUGGCGAUUAAUUGCCAUUUCUGCCAUUUUCGCCAAAUAGGCCAUUUUCGCGGAAAUCGCCACUUUGCAAAGGGCCCCUUUGCCAUCUCAUUUGAAUUUUUGUUUGGCGAUUUUGGCGAUUAAGCGCCAUUUCUGCCAUUUUCGCCAAAUACGCCAUUUUCGCCGAAAUCGCCACUUUGCAAAGGGCCCCUUUGCCAUCUCAUUUGAAUUUUUGUUAACAGUUUGGCGAUUAAGCGUCAUUUCUGCCAUUUUCGCCAAAUACGCCAUUUUCGCCGAAAUCGCCACUUUCCAAAGGGCCCCUUUGCCAUCUCAUUUGAAUUUUUGUUUAUAGUUUGGCGAUUAAGCGCCAUUUCUGCCAUUUUCGCCAAAAUCGCCACUUUGCAAAGGGCCCCUUUGCCAUCUCAUUUGAACUUUUGUUUACAUUUUAGCGAUUAAGCGCCAUUUCUGCCAUUUUCGCAAAAUACGCCAUUUUCGCCGAAAUCGCCACUUUGCAAAGGGCCCCUCUGCCAUCUCAUUUGACGUUUUGUUUACAUUUUGGCGAUUAAGCACCAUUUCUGCCAUUUUCGCCAAAAUUUGCAAAGGGCCCCUUUGCCGUCUCAUUUGAAUUUUUGUUUACAGUUUGGGGAUUUUGGCGAUUAAGCGUCAUUUCUGCCAUUUUCGCUAAAUACGCCAUUUUCGCGGAAAUCGCCACUUUGCAAAGGGCCCCUUUGCCAUCUCAUUUGAAUUUUUGUUUAUAGUUUGGCGAUUUUGGCGAUUAAUUGCCAUUUCUGCCGUUUUCGCCAAAUACGCCAUUUUCGCGGAAAUCGCCACUUUCCAAAGGGCUCCUUUGCCUUCUCAUUUGAAUUUUUGUUUAUAUUUUGGCGAUUAAGCGCCAUUUCUGCCAUUUUCGCAAAAUACACCAUUUUCGCCAAAGUCGCCACUUUGCAAAGGGCCCCUUUGCCAUCUCAUUUGAGCUUUUGUUUACAUUUUGGCGAUUAAGCGCCAUUUCUGCCAUUUUCGCCAAAUACGUCAUUUUCGCCAAAAUUUGCAAAGGGCCCCUUUGCCAUCUCAUUUGAAUUUUUAUUUAUAGUUUGGCGAUUUUGGCGAUUAAUUGCCAUUUCUGCCAUUUUCGCCAAAUACGCCAUUUUCGCGGAAAUCGCCACUUUCCAAAGGGCCCCUUUGCCAUCUCAUUUGAAUUUUUGUUUAUAGUUUGGCGAUUAAGCACCAUUUCUGCCAUUUUCGCCAAAAUCGCCACUUUGCAAAGGGCCCCUUUGCCAUCUCAUUUGAAUUUUUGUUUAUAGUUUGGCGAUUAAUUGCCAUUUCUGUCAUUUUCGCCAAUGCGUGCAUUUCUGGACAUAUGUCGAUUAUUUAGGUAAAUAUUUUAUUAAACGUUCAGCAGUUCACAACAAGAACACAAGGG
Porites lobata is the source of this 4209-nucleotide messenger RNA. The record is from the annotation of a GenBank genome assembly. NCBI's taxonomy places the organism in Eukaryota, Metazoa, Cnidaria, Anthozoa, Scleractinia, Poritidae.